AUGCAGGGGAAAUUAGAGGGCACCAGACCACGGGGAAGGUCGCCCAUGAGAUGGAUCGACCAGAUUAGAGCGGCUGUAGCUGUCCCCCUGCACGAAUGUACAAAAAAGGCAGAGAGUAGGGAGAAUGUUUAUGGAGCGAACUUACGUCGUCAGGAAUCUGCUAAGCUUAGUAUCAGUUCAAUGUUUGAAUCUGUGGUUCCUGCGGCCAUACAUCCCUUAAUUGCUGCUGGUUCAUACAAAUGUGAAACUAUAAAAAGAUUUUUCGGUUUGACGUACGAUCAAAUGCAAGAAAAAAAAGUACCUUUUUACGACAACCUUAACAUCGAUUUUGUCACGAACAGUGGUAAUGUAAAACUGAAUUUAACCGCUUCAGAAUUAUUGGACAGAUUGUUAGACAAUACAAAAAUGACUGUUGUAUUAACUCACGGCUUUAUGGAGAGUUCGGACGGGAUAAUGGCAAAAGCUCUGACGUCAGAGCUAUUAAAGAAAAAAGAUAUGGACGUAUUAGUUUUAGAUGGACGAAAUAUUAUAUCAUACGAGUAUUUCCGGUCGACGACGUAUGUAAGAUUCAUUGGAGAAAAAUUAGGAUCAGUAUUAAGUGAAAUAAUAAAAAAGGGUCAAGACUCAAACAAUAUAAUUAUAAUCGGACAUAGCCUGGGAGCGCACAUUGCUGGAAUAGCUGGCAAAAGAAUUAAAAAGUUGACGGGUAAAGCCAUUGGUCGUAUCAUAGCUCUGGAUCCCGCGGGACCUUGUUUUAUUAACAUCAGUCGGGAUUACCGUUUGGACAAAGAUGACGCAGUAUACGUCGAUGUAAUACAUACCAACGGUGGUAUAUUGGGACUAAAAGAGCCUGUAGGUCACAAAGAUUUCUAUCCUAACGGUGGGUCAUCUCAGCCGGGUUGUUUUCUUUCGACCUGCGAUCACAGUAGAGCUUGGGAAUUACUUGCAGAAUCUCUUACAUUCCCUCAACAUUUUCUCGCUCACAAGUGCAGUAAUUGGACAAUGUUUCGAGAAGGACAUUGUUUAAAAAAUGAAUUAACAUACAUGGGAAUUAAUUCGACUAAAGGCAGUCCUGGAACUUACUUCCUUACAACUAAUUCUAUAUCACCAUUUGGAAACAGUUCUACAGGCACUAGAUAA
Papilio machaon (common yellow swallowtail) is the source of this 1140-nucleotide messenger RNA. RefSeq names its product phospholipase A1. The coding region runs from base 1 to 1140 and encodes 379 amino acids. The record is from RefSeq and is a predicted model, not a curated record. Gene Ontology annotation, biological process: lipid metabolic process. Lineage: Eukaryota; Metazoa; Arthropoda; Insecta; Lepidoptera; Papilionidae. The transcript has 6 exons. Gene Ontology annotation, molecular function: lipase activity.